AUGAGCUUCCCUACUCACAUCCUCGACGCCCAUCCAGGAUACCACAUCACGGAACAGCCCCUCACAGGCUACCACCACAACGACCCUUACCACCCGGAACGAUGGACAACACUCCCUGAUGUAUCCAGACACCAGGGUGACCCGUACGACAUCCCUGUUGACGAUUCUCCUCCCUCGGAUCUUGCCUUCCACACACAAGGUGAUCCAGGGCCACCCCGUUCCACCCACCACCUCCCACUCGCGACAUCCACCGAUUCGCUCUCACCAGCGGCUCUCUUCCUUUCUGCGUUCAGUCCACCCACCUCUCAUACCCGCCUACCAGAUGACGAAGGCGAGUCUGUCGCAGGUUACGUACUCGGCCCCGUAAUUGGUUAUGGAAGCUUCUCCACCAUCAGGCGUGCUUCUUCCCCUUCCGGUGGCAUCGUCGCCAUCAAAAUCGUAAAGCACUCAGAGUUACAACGUCAGAACAAUCCUGACUUGGCUCGUAAACGCCUAAACCACGAGACCAGAGUGUGGUCUUCCCUCAGCCACGAACAUAUCCUGCCUCUCUUCACCUUCGAACACACUGCUUAUGCAGAUUUCUUCGUCACUUUGUUUUGUCCCGCCGGCUCCUUGUUUGAUAUACUCAAACGACAGGGAACCCCUGGCUUACCUCACGACGAUGUGGGAAUGAUGUUCCGCCAGGUCGUCAGAGGAGUACGCUACCUACACCAAGUAGCAGACUACGUGCAUUGCGAUAUCAAACUCGAAAACGUCCUCGUGGACGAAAUGGGCGUGUGCCGUAUCGGCGAUUUCGGAUUGGCAAGGAAGAUUGGCGAACCGGACGAAGAUGACGCUUUUGACCCUACUGCGGUGCACCGUCACCGAUCGACUAUAUCUCACUCCAGGCGAAAAGUAAAGGAUUUGCUUCCUUCCCAUGCAACUAUCGUUCGUCACCAUGCACGCCGGCACAGAACGUCCACGCCUCUUGGCGAUGGGCCGCAGGUGCCCGUCCAUCCAGCCCAUGCCUUCCCCGCCGGAUCAUUACCUUACGUUGCACCCGAAUUGCUUUCUCCUACGCAAGGAAGGCAUGUCCGCGCUCACCCCGCUCAAGAUAUGUGGGCACUAGGAGUGUUACUCUACGUUCUCCUCACGGGUCGCCUACCCUUCUCUGAUCCCUUCGAGCCAAGACUGACGAUGAAGAUUCUGCACGGUGAGCCUCCUCGCUUCUUUUUCUGUCCCUUUUUUACCGUCAUUUGUGUCCUUUCUACAGGUGCGUUCGAUAUGCCAGAAGGCAUCGGGCGAGGUGCAGAGCGCGUAUUGAGAGGAUGUCUCGAACGAUCCGUAACCCGUCGUUGGACCAUCUCCAUGGUAGACGAUGCGGCGUGGGGAAUUGGAUGGGGAGACGAAAUGGACGAUGAACCGACGUCC
Molecule: messenger RNA, 1410 nt
Organism: Pisolithus orientalis
Lineage: Eukaryota; Fungi; Basidiomycota; Agaricomycetes; Boletales; Pisolithaceae
Product: kinase-like domain-containing protein
Exons: 1
Biological process (GO): intracellular signal transduction; protein phosphorylation; microtubule cytoskeleton organization
Cellular component (GO): cytoplasm
Molecular function (GO): ATP binding; tau-protein kinase activity; protein serine/threonine kinase activity
Source: RefSeq, a predicted model, not a curated record